Molecule: messenger RNA, 1860 nt
Organism: Cordyceps fumosorosea ARSEF 2679
Lineage: Eukaryota; Fungi; Ascomycota; Sordariomycetes; Hypocreales; Cordycipitaceae
Product: Membrane bound O-acyl transferase, MBOAT
Exons: 4
Coding region: 1-1860 (619 amino acids)
Biological process (GO): GPI anchor biosynthetic process
Cellular component (GO): endoplasmic reticulum
Source: RefSeq, a predicted model, not a curated record
AUGGGUGUCCUCUCCUUCCUCAAGCAGGUCUACACCCUGGACACCCUCGACACGCGAUUCAUCUCGUCCUCGUCGGUGCCGUACAAGACGGCCAUUGAGGCGCGCAAUGAUCCCGCCGCGGCGCAGCGAGAUACCGCCCCUAAGCCGCAGAGCCGCGUGCAGCCCCCCAAGUGGAACACGCCCGAGUUUUACUUUUACUAUGUCGUGGUCGUCGUCGCGGUGCCUUACAUGUUCUGGAUCGCCUAUGACGUCUCGAGGCCGUCCGAUCCCAGAUACCACAAGUUCGAGCGGUUCCUGUCCGACGGCUGGGUGCCCGGCCGAAAAAUCGACGUCUCCGAUGCGCAGUACCAUCUGUUCCGCGGCACGCUGCCGUACAUGGCCGCGCUGCUGACCCUACAUCCAUUCCUGCGGCAGGCCUGGAACACCCUCCGGCCCGUCGACGCUAAGCGACCGAUCGGCGCCGCCCGGCUCGAGCAGCGCGCCUCGUUUGACUACGUCUUUGCCUUUGUGUUCCUCGUUGCGCUGCACGGCGUGUCUGCGCUCAAGGUCUUUGGUAUCUUGUACGUCAACUACAAGCUGGCGACCAGGCUCCCGCGGCCUUACGUUCCCGCCGCGACGUGGAUCUUCAACAUCUGCACGCUCUUCGCCAACGAGAUCUUCGACGGCUACCCGCUGCGCAGGGCAGCGGCCCUGCUCUCGCCGCCGCAGCUGGCGGGCGCCGGCCUCCAGGCGGUGGACUCGCCGCUGAUGGAAUGGGGCGGGUGGCUGGACAGCUUCGGCGGCGUCGUCGCGCGGUGGGAGGUUCUCUUCAACAUCACCGUGCUACGCCUGAUUAGCUUCAACCUGGACUACUACUGGAGCCGUGAUAAGAACCAAGCCGGCAUUUUCGAGAAGAAGCAGCUCGACCCCGCAAACUUGUCUGAAAGGGACAGAAUAUCGAUCCCGGCCGACGUGAACGACCACUCCUUCCGAAACUACGUGGCUUAUGCCAUCUACGCUCCGCUCUACCUUACCGGCCCGAUCAUGACGUUCAACGAUUACAUUUCACAAGCCAAAUACCGCCCGUCCAGCAUCGAGAAGCCGCGAACGAUCCGCUACGGAGUGCGCUUCCUGCUCGUCCUCCUGGCUAUGGAGCUCAUCCUGCACUACGACUACGUCGGGGCCAUCAGCAAGGCCAGCCCUGUCUGGAGCGAUUACACAGCCGCACAGCUUAGUCUGCUGUCGUUCUUCAACCUCCACCUCAUCUGGCUCAAGCUCCUGCUGCCGUGGCGGCUCGCGCGCCUCUGGGCGCUCGUCGACGGCAUCGACCCGCCCGAGAACAUGACGCGCUGCGUCAGCAACAACUACAGCACGCAACAGUUCUGGCGCGCCUGGCACCGCUCGUACAGCCGGUGGCUCGUCCGCUACCUCUUCGUACCGCUCGGCGGGUCCUCCUUUCGCAACUGGCGGUCCGUCGCGAGGUCCAUCGUCACGUACGUCUGCGUCUUCACCUUUGUCGCGCUGUGGCACGAUAUCCAGCUGCGGUUGCUCAUCUGGGGCUGGCUCAUCGUGCUGUUCAUGCUGCCCGAGUUCGCGGCCGCGGCGCUGUUCCCCAAGAGGAAGUGGGAGGCCCACCCGACGGAGUACCGCAUGCUCUGCUGUUUCGGUGCGGUUUUUAAUGUGUUGAUGAUGAUUACGGCCAACCUGGUUGGUUUUGCGGUGGGCCUGGAUGGGCUGGAAAGCAUCAUCAAAAGCAUCUUGCACGACUGGUCUGGCCUUCUUUUCUUGGUGACGGCAUGUUCUGCCCUCUUUGUUGGAAUCCAAGUCAUGUUUGAGAUUCGUGAAUCCGAGAAGCGGCAAGGAGUCACAUUGAAAUGUUGA